GAAGACAAUAGGCAAUUGCGUGGUGAGAAGUACUCCUUUUUUCUUUCUUUCUUUUUUUGAUUCAUAGUGGUUAGAAGUCCUUUCUAAGUUUGUGUUCCAGCUAGCAAACAAGAAAGAUAUUGUAAACACCACAGAAACAGCAAAAAAAUGUUCACAUACAUUGAAAAUACGGAAUUAGAGUAGAACAAAGCUUCGCAUUAUGGUAAUUGCAACAGCAUGAUCUCAAUUGAUUUAAAAUAAAACUUAAGGAUUGAAUUGAAGCAAAAGAGGCAUUAACCACCUCACACCAACUAAAACAAAAUGCAAUUUGAAAUUUUCAUUUUUCCAGUCUUGUAUAAUUUUGUAUCAUUAGAGUAGGACUUACGUAGCAACAUGAUAGCUCAUGAUAAUUUGAGCACAUCCAAAUCAAAGCCAAAUCAAUUUGUUGAUUAACUAAAUUCUUUAAACUCUAAACAUCAAAGAAAUUUCACAACUAAAACAAAAAAUGAUUUAAACAUACUCAUUAUCUCAAAAUUAGUUGAUGGACAUUCCAUUAGGCUGUAACUAGGCUGAUAUAUAACAAGAGAAGCAUUUUGACUCCUGUUUAACCAUGAAACCUAGAAAUCCAUCACUUUCAAGAGUUUCAAACAGUUGCAGAAAUUUGAAGAGCUCCCAAGAAAUCACUAGAAACAAUGCAAGUUUUGGCAAAAACCAUUGCAAGAUGUUUAAAUUAGGUGAAUGUGGAAUAAUUUGCCAGCAACUUCUUGAAACUACAAAUCAUAGAUAAAACAAAUAUUUUUGGGUAAAUUGCAAAAUACACACCUGUGGUUUGGGCCAAUCUCAAUUCGGUGCCUAAGAUUUCAAUUUGGACAGUUUAGUCCCUUAAUUUUUAAAUAGUGUCAAUGUAGUUCAACAGUCAUGCCAUUAGCGAUUUGAAUGGAAAAUGCCCAUGUGAGCCACAAGUGCAUUUUGCAAUGGCAUUCUAGAUAAUUGCCCAUUUCCUUUAUGUAAUACCCAAUCCAUUUAAUCUUAUUUAGGUUGACCUAAUUGCAUUUAUAUAUAUACAGAUUCAUAUGCAUGACCUUCUCUCCUUUAUUCCUCUCUAUGUCCACCACUUCUUUGUUUAUCUAAUAAUGGUAGCUACGACCACCAUUCCAUAAUCCUCUCACCCUUAAACCCCCCUAUCUACUCCACCUCUCUCUUGAAACAAAACCCUCCUUCAACGGCUCUAACACCACCACCACCCAAUGCCAAACCAUACUUCAUUUCACUACCCAGCCUCUCUCAACACACUAGUCGGAAUGGCUCACCAUACAUCUACAUAUAUAUACCUAUUGAAAUUUGGAACAAUCCAUGAUAAACCCUAAUUUAGUCCUGUUAGAAUUUAUCUUCACCUACACCACUACCACCUCACCUACUCCACUAAACCUAACCCACUACACCACUACCACCUCCACUUCACCUACACCACUACCACCUCCACUUCACCUACUACACCUAUAUCUCCUAUAUAAGGAGCCUCUCACAUUUGUACUAGAAAAACAAUCAAUCUACCAAUAAUACAUUAUAUUUUAACAUGGUAUCAGAGCUAUAGGUUAAGCUCUUGAUAUUCUUCGCCUUCCGGCGGGCGGCAACUUUGCCUUGACCGCCCGCCGGACCUCAACCAAUUUGAGACCUCCAAAAGAAGAAUAUAGUGUACCUUUACUUACUCUUCCACAGACCCAGCUGAUUAGUCACCUUGCUUCAGAAUACCCUCCUGCUGUGCAAGCGUCUUUCCAGUCUGAUGCUUCUGGACUCAGCUUGGAAAAGAUGCAAACUACUCAGGUCCAGAGGUACCAACGCGGUCCACGGGUUGCCGGACUUCCAGUUCGAAACCAUCCCCAAUGGCCUCCCUCCUUCAGAAGCCGACUCCACCCAAGACAUCCCUCCUCUCUCCUUUCACCCCAUUUCACUUCAUACCCUUCCCAUCAUCAACUUCAAUUAGCCCGAUCGAGCCUCACAAAAACAUACCCACACACAAACGUAUAUACACCCACUUAUAGAGAGAGAGAGAGAGAGAGAUGUCGGACUGGGGCCCGGUGUUCGUGGCGGUGGUACUCUUCGUCCUGCUAUCGCCGGGGCUGUUGUUUCAAGUCCCGGGGCGGAGCAGAUCCGUUGAAUUCGGCAACUUCCACACCAGUGGUGCGUCCAUACUCAUCCACACCCUGCUCUACUUCACUCUCAAAGCUGCUCAAGAGUUUAGUGUCCCUGCAAUACUCUUCUGGACACUCAGUGCUUUUUGUGGGUUCUUGGCUUGUGGCAGAACACUUUAACAGAGGGUUUGAUCAACAAUGGUUGUCACUAACAUUCUCAAAGGCAAUAUUUCUUGGCAAUGGUCUAGUUGCUAUUGUCGCUGGGUUGUUCGGAAACCUGCUAGUUGAUAGCUUGAAUCUUGGGCCUGUAGCACCUUUUGAUGCUGCUGCGUGCUUUCUCGC
Camellia sinensis is the source of this 2453-nucleotide messenger RNA. Lineage: Eukaryota; Viridiplantae; Streptophyta; Magnoliopsida; Ericales; Theaceae. The record is from RefSeq and is a predicted model, not a curated record.